Phlebotomus argentipes is the source of this 2106-nucleotide messenger RNA. Its product is annotated as aarF domain-containing kinase 1-like. Gene Ontology annotation, cellular component: mitochondrial inner membrane. Gene Ontology annotation, biological process: protein phosphorylation; lipid homeostasis; mitochondrion organization. The transcript is spliced from 3 exons. NCBI's taxonomy places the organism in Eukaryota, Metazoa, Arthropoda, Insecta, Diptera, Psychodidae. The coding region runs from base 353 to 1885 and encodes 510 amino acids. Gene Ontology annotation, molecular function: protein kinase activity; ATP binding. The record is from RefSeq and is a predicted model, not a curated record.
AGUGGGUGGGUGGUGGUGGGUGGUGCUGAUGUUGAGUGUUCCAGUGUGUGCACGUUGCGUCAACAGCAGUGUUUAAAUUGCAGUUCUUCGUGCUUUAAGAGAAGCACUUCGGUCGCUUCAGCUCACAUCUGGCGAUGCUGGUUGAGCAAUUGUGAGCAACUUUCGCCCUUGACAUCCGCACAUUUCACACGCAUACGCGCUCAUCCGUGAUGUGGUACACACGUGAGGCGUCACGAAGAAGUGAAAGCGCGUUGGCAAAAACUGCUGCUGGGCGCACACUGAUUAAAUACGACAAUGCCCGCAGAGCGUAGCUGGUGAAUAUAUUCGGCGCGCGGCGAUAAAGAGGACCAGGAUGCUGGGACGUGUGGUGAAGUACGGAGUGUUGGGUGGGACACUCCUAGGCAGUGGCUACAGUCUGCACGCGAAUGACUACAACGUGAACUCCGUGGCGCUGGUGCGCUUGGCCAAUGCGGGUCUGGCCAUCUAUGACAUCGCCUGGGUGUAUAAGCGACAGCUGUACUAUCGCGAGUGGGACAAGACGACGUCAGAGUAUGCUCAGCAGAAGAUUGUGUGCCACAAGAUCGCGGCGGAGCGACUGUUGGAGCUCAUCCGGACGAACAGGGGUGUGUACAUCAAGGUGGGACAGCACAUUGGAGCGCUGGAAUACCUGCUACCUAGUGAGUUUGUGCAGACAAUGAAGGUGCUGCACAGCAAGGCGCCGCAGAACAGUGUUGAGGAUCUAUUCAGAGUCAUCCGGCAGGAUCUGAAGCGCGAUCCGCGCGAGGUGUUUGAUGACUUCGAGGCGGAGCCUCUGGGCACAGCGUCUCUGGCGCAGGUGCACCGUGCCCGGCUGAAAGACAGCGGCAGUGUGGUGGCGGUGAAGGUGCAGCAUCCAUAUGUGCGUGGGAACUCUAUAGUGGACAUGAAGACAAUGGAGAUGUGCUGCCGCCUGAUGGCGUGGAUCUUUCCGGACUUCAACAUGCAGUGGCUGGUGGAGGAGUCCAAGCGGAAUCUACCAAUUGAGCUGGACUUCCUCAAUGAGGGACGCAACGCUGAACAGAUCGCCAGCAUGUGUCAAUCGUACAAAUGGCUGAAGAUCCCGAAAAUUCACUGGGAAUACUCCACGGAUCGUGUGCUGGUGAUGGAAUACGUUGAGGGUGGCCAGGUGGAUGAUCUGGAGUACAUGCAGCGCCACAAGAUUGAUCCCAUUGAGGUGUCCAAUCAUUUGGGCAGUCUCUAUGCCAACAUGAUCUUCGUGAAUGGCUUCGUGCACAGUGACCCACAUCCGGGUAACAUUCUGGUGGCCAAGACACCGCGCGGAGACACCCAAGUCAUGCUGCUGGACCACGGGCUGUACUCCACACUCACAGACCAGUUUCGCUACGACUAUUCCCAACUCUGGCUCAGCAUCCUACGCGUGGAUCGGCCAGCGAUGCGUGAGUACAGCGCAAAGCUGGGUAUCCGUGGGAAUCUCUAUGGCAUCUUCGCCUGUAUGGUCACCGGACGACCCUGGGAGGCCGUCCUCACGGGUAUCGAUCGCACGCGUGCGUCCACCAGCGAGAAGAAGACCAUUCAGAGUGAGACGUCAGACGUGUUGCCCCAAAUUGCCGACGUGCUGGAGCACGUGGACAGGCAAAUGUUGCUGAUCUUGAAGACAAACGAUCUCAUCCGCAGCAUCGAGACCACGCUGGGUACACAGAACCGCCAGACUGCCUUUUCCGUAAUGUCCCGCUGCUGCAUCCAGACGGUUUUCCGCCAACAACAAGCUCAGACGACGUCCGAAUGGACGCGAUUCGCCCUCAAGCUCAGGCAGACCUUUAUGCACCUCAAGAUGUCUCUGUACUAUACGUAUCUGUGGAUACUAAACUCCAGAAUCUGGUCAUAGUUAUAUAUAAACAGUCUACGCUUUAUUUACAGCCCGUUUUUUACUCUUCCAGCAUGCCGCUGGGCUUGAAGUGGUUCACAAUGUUUACUGUCCAGUCAGAUUCGCUGCAAUUGGUGAAUUCCUUGAUGAAUCUGAAGUUGCAAAUCAAGAUCCUUCCUCUGUACUCUGGCAUUACUCUGCAAAAAAGGGAUGUAUGUAUCCAGAACCAUUAGGGGAGAUUG